AUGAGUCGGCGGGAGAUCCCUCCCUGCUCGAAGACGUACGGAUUCCCACUGUACUGCGCGUCAUGGGUACCCUUAGAGAUGAUAGCCGCCAAGGUUGCCGCAACUUCUGCCGCCGGAGAAGGGGGAGGGGAGAGGGAAGCGGAGGAGAAGACUGAAGGCGGAGAUGAAGGGAGUGAAACGGCGGGUGGAGGAGAGAGCGCCAGCGAGGGGUCCUCCGGUCUCGAGGAGGUCUCAUCUAACGAGUUGAUGCUGGUUCUGGGGGGAGGAGGAGGGGAAGGCCAGAGCGGCGUCCCCAAUGCUCUCCUCCUCGCACGUUUUGAUCAGACCUCCCGUUCUCUCUCGGACGAGCCCGUGAGUGCUAACCUUGCCCCCUAGUCCCUGGGAAAAUGCCAUUUUCCGGUGCUACUGGCGAAUUUUCCUAUGCUCAUAUUUGUUCAAUUCCGGUUGUUCAUCUCAUGGAAAAUUCAGAUCAAUUCACAAGUCAUAGAUCUUUUGAUCGACUUUGUAAUUAUCUUUUCUGCUGUGACCUCUUCUGGCAGGUUCACAGGCUGGGAACCGGUCAGGAUGUGCCAUACAGGAUGGCAUUGCAUCCGAAAGGGGAUGGUAUUCUCUGUUCGUUCCCUAAUGGCUGCAGGUUUGGCUUCUUUCUAUCUCUCUCUCUCUCUCCACGCGUACCUAUAUAUAUGUAUAUAUAUGUUCGUUCGCUCAUUUUUUUUCUUUGAAUAUAUGAGCACGGCGAACACUCGCUUUUAUAGUAUGCGAGAUUGAAUUAUGGAGGCAUUAUGCUUAUAGUAUUGAAAAAAUAAUGGAAUAAUUGAGGCACUGUGCCUUUAAUAUGGACGAACCUUCUCUUACCUUUGCAGUUGAUGAGUCCUCAAUUUGCUAAAUAACUGUAGAUCAUCUCUCGAAUUAAAACAGUUCUUCAUUGUUCAUGAACUACGUCGGGAAGUUCCUUGCAAGUUUGAAGUAUCAGUUUUUCGAUUGUAUACUGGGGAAUGACGUUGUUUACGAUGGCCAUGUCUAGUAAGCCGUCAUGUGGUUGCAUUGAACGUCUUCAGCCUUCUAUGUUCCAUCUUUAAUUAUCUCUGUAUUAUGCCCCUGUUUUAGCUCCAUAUUUCCACAUACGUAGCAAUUGGGUGUUGAGUCUCCGCUGCAUCUGCACUGUGGCAAAUUUCUUCAACCGGUAAAGAUCAUGCAUGGAGUUUUUGUCCCCCUUGUUUCUCAGAUACCUUUUCGGCCAUUAUACCAUUAUCUUUCACAGCCUAUGCUCGUUUAGGCUUCAAUUUCUUUCAUUUAUUUGUCUCUUUGUCUUUUCUCUCCAUUAAAGUUGCACAAGAGUUGUACUAUAUCUUGGCUAAAAGAUGUCACACUUGAUCUCUCUUUAUGUAUUUAACUUAAAUUGAUGACUCAUAUGACGAGAAUUUCUAGUUCUCGAUGAAUCUUUAGGUGGUUUGAGUGGGAACCUUCUGAAGACAAGAAGGCUCACCAACUUGGCAUAAAGUCUUCAGGGAGGGUGCUGACUCAGUUGGAAGAUAUUGGCUUGCAAUUGGCCCUGGCUUUCAAUGCAGAAGGUUCUCUGCUAGCAACUGGUGGUGAGGUAGAAAGUCUGCUUCAUGCUUUUUCUUUUCUCAUAAUGACUUACUAUCAUCUGACAAGAAAAAUGUAAAAGACGGAUGCUUCUUUUGCAUUCAAAUUUAAAGAGAAGAAUAUAGCAGAUUUCAAAAUUAUCCUUUUUUUUAUGAUUUCCUGAUGACUGGCUAACUAACUAAAUUGAAUGAUGUAAAACCUUGUAAAUUUUGCCGAACAUUAUAUUAUGCAACAUAAGAUGUUCCUUACCUUCCGGUUUUCCAUUGUUUAAUGGAGAAACUUGGCAUCCUUUAUUCUAAAAAGUUAGAAAUAACUGCCAUUCACUCUCCAUCUGGUACGUAUGACAAGCUAGUUCGGGGAGUAUUCACUAAUUUCUUCAGAAUUUUUUUUACGAAACAUCUGAUUCUGAAACUGGAUAUCGGAGACAAUAAGAGUAAUGUAAAAGUAUUCCAGGCCUCUCAGCCCCAAUGGAGGCCAACGUCAUCUCUACCCUCUCUCUGGUACAUAUGACAAUCUAUUUUGGGAAGUAUGCUCUGAUUUCUUCAGAGAGGAUUCAACGGGAACAUUCCGAUACUGGACAUUGGAGAAAAAUGAUGGUAACGUCCUUUUGUUGUGGGCAUAAUGCAGCCCUCGUACUUCCAAUAGAGAUUGGUCGGUGUCUCUGCAGCCACUUAAAAGAUAUUUCAUUUGAUUUUGUAUCGUCUCACAUUACAACUGGGUCCACGUUCCGAGUAAUUUAUUACCAGGGCCUUGCUUAGGCACAUGCUACAUUUGGGUCCUUUACUGAUGAACACGUGAUUGGACCCAUAUUUGCAGAAACUCUGUUGAGGCUGGGGUUGGCCCGUUGAAAUUUCAAUUGAUCUCUUCUCUGUGGGCAGUAAUGGAGAUUAGAAUUGAGGAUGGAUGUCUGCAUUUGGAGGUUAAUAAAGAAAGAUCCCGUGGAGAGUUCAGAUUGUGAGCGUUUAAGCAAUGAGAGCCACAUAUCAUUCCACCUAUGACAGGGAUUCCUGAUGUGGGGGAUUCCUGAUGUGGAGAAGUUAUGAAGAUUAAGUUAUGACCUAGACGAUGGUGCCACAUGACGCAGUGUCUUUAUUCGAGAAUUAUCUCCAAGUGGAGGAGACUAUACAUCUGGAGGUCGUCGUUUGAUCUGUUAGUACAUGUUUUUAUCUCUUCUUAGUGUUGACCAUGAACAUGAAGGAGGGAUCAUAGAUUUUUUUUCUCAUUUGCUGAGGGCUAACAAUUUGUUUCCCCAAAACCUUGCUGAAGGGGAGGUUCCACAUGUGGAUACGGUCUGUGACUUGUGAAAGGUUGACCGACUUUUGUGGGGAGGGCAUUGGGACUACUUGCUCUCUAUUUGCUAAUCAAUCAUCUUUUCAGUGACAACCGGCUUGCCUGGAAUACUUUCUAGAAGGACAUCUGGGAGAGGGGAGGUUAGGAAAUGUUGGUCAGAAUAUUCACCUAUUGAUGCUUUUUCCUUGGAGUGGCCAAUGGGUAGUAGGCAUUCAUAUCUUUAACAAGGGAGACAUGGUGUCACAUAGAAUUAUAAUAUUCAAAUGAUUUUUCCUAGAUCCCUGGUGUAACAUUCAUAUUUGGAACGAUUUUUGGGUUCUGGAAGAAACAUAGAAGAAACAUAGAAGAAACAAUGGCGCGCUUCUUUUUCUUUUGGUUACAAAUACGGUGGACUCUUAUUCAGAUUACUUUUAUUUCUGCAUCUUGCUGUAUGGAUCAAUCCAAGGACUAGUAUUAUGAUUACAAUGAAUACCCAAUUUACGUUUCUUUUAGCAUGGUAGACUUCAGCUAUGGAGAUUCGUUUACUGUGUCUAGUAUUUCUGAUCGUGUUGUGAUUGCCUGCAAUAGGAUGGUCACAUGAGGAUCUUCAAGUGGCCUUCAAUAGAGCUGGUCUUUGAACAAAAUGAAGCCAAAAAAUCUGUGAAAGAUCUAUAUUUCAGGUGGUUGACAAAACAUACAUUCUCCACAAAAAAACUAAACCAUUUGACCUUUUUAUGUUCUGUUGGUUGACUUCUCUUCUCCCACCUUGAUUCUAUGCAGUUGUGACGGCAAAUUCCUCGCAUCUGUGGCAGAUACUGGGCUCUGCAGGGUCUGGGACCUGGGUUCUCUGACCAUUGUAGCAAAUCUGUUGCGGGACAAUGUGGGAAAUUUGCCGAAAAAGUCGGAGAAUUCAUUUGAAUCAGCUUUUCAUGGGCUUGAGAAUUAAAUGGUUAAUGGAUAUCUUCUGCAGGGCGAGAAGUUUCUGUUCUGUAGGUUUUCUCAAGCAACUGAUGAGAACACAAUCCUGUACACGCUGUCAACACAAGGUUAGAGAGAAUCGAGAGUCUGGUUUCCUGCCUCCUUGCAAGUUUGUGUCGGUUUAUGUUUUACUUUGAAACUUAAAUAUUAUCAGAUCAAUUUGCGAAGAUCGUUUCCUGGAGCACCACGUCCUGGAACAGGCUCACAUCGAAGAAUGUAUCCAAGGACCCAGUCUCCGCGUUUAGUGUCUCCCCUGAUGGGAAGCUCCUCGCUAUGUAAGUCUUUAAAAACUUUGCAUUUGUCUUAUAAUAGACUUAGUUUCUUAGUCCCAUUGUGUAGCUUGAAUAUUUCAUUUCAUAAAUAUUCUCUUAAUUAGAUAAUUUCUGCCUUAUCUCAGUUUCAAAUACGGGAAAAUAUAUUUAAUUUCUAUACAAUCUUCAGAAAUAUGUCUGUAUCAGUGACUUUCACUUGAUUUGAGAUGGAGCUUUAGUUCUUCUAAUUUUGCGUGUUUUUUGCUUUCAUACUCCCAUCAAUUUAUCGUACACUUGUGGAAAUUUCGUGGGAUAUUUUAAUGCGACAGAUCAGUAUUAUUGAUUUAUACGCGCCCUAGAUCAAAUAUGGAUGCUGGGGGGUUCUCGCUCUCAGAGCACGAUCUCAUCAUUCUGGAGUUGGCCAUAUUAUGCUAUAAAUGUGGCUAAUCAUUUAUUCUCACCAACUGUAUUUAUUGCCUUGGCUUUUCAGUACACAGCUGCAUGGUCUGCAGAUUUUUCUUUUUUUUUACAACCAACCACCCAUGAAUUUUAGCCAUGAUUUUAAAAAAUAAUAAUAGGGUAACUAUUGCUCUAAAGAUCUGAGGAAUUACUAUUUUUGUCAAAGUCUGCUGAUUUUUAACCAAUUAUCUCUAUUUAUUCAACAAUGAGUAUAAGAAUCCUGUCCUAUCUUGUCAACCUUCAGAGGGACGAUAGAAGGGGAUGUGGUGAUCCUGGACUCCAGCAUGCGAGUCAACUCGGCAGUCAAACGGGCCCACCUCGGCCUGGUUACCACGCUAGUCUUCUCUCAUGAUUCAAGGUCAACCCACCCUCCACUUCUACUAAUAACACCAUCAUCUUAGUUUCAACCGUGGUCAAACUUGGCGGCUGUUUCAUGGUGGUCCUAGGGCUCUUGCUUCCGCAUCCUUUGACUCAAGCACGCGGGUGACAUUGGUCGAGAAGAAGCGGAGAGGAGGUAACCAGACUCAUAUUUAAGUGAUUUUCCGUGGACAACCGGUGCUGCCAUAGCUUGCUUUCUAAACAUGAACCCUCCCCCCCCCUCUCUUCUGUUGCUUGACCAGAGGCGGUGAGCAUGUGGGUCAUCUUCUUCAUCAUUUUACUGGCUGCCAUUCUGGCUUACUACAUCAAGGAAAAUGGCGGGCUGCUGUGGUGA
Molecule: messenger RNA, 5256 nt
Organism: Spirodela intermedia
Lineage: Eukaryota; Viridiplantae; Streptophyta; Magnoliopsida; Alismatales; Araceae
Source: the annotation of a GenBank genome assembly